This is a messenger RNA of Drosophila takahashii, 1681 nucleotides long. RefSeq names its product prolyl-4-hydroxylase-alpha SG2 (gene PH4alphaSG2). Gene Ontology annotation, biological process: peptidyl-proline hydroxylation to 4-hydroxy-L-proline. Gene Ontology annotation, molecular function: iron ion binding; protein binding; procollagen-proline 4-dioxygenase activity. NCBI's taxonomy places the organism in Eukaryota, Metazoa, Arthropoda, Insecta, Diptera, Drosophilidae. The record is from RefSeq and is a predicted model, not a curated record. Gene Ontology annotation, cellular component: endoplasmic reticulum.
UUGGAUAUCUCUGGUCGCGGCAGUCUCUAUAAGUCGGUCUUGGUUCUCAGUUCUGUGUUCACAAUGUCGCUUCGAAAUGGCCUGUUUUUCGGUAUAUUCCUCUAUACAAUUUUAAGUGUAGCCGUGAAAGGAGAGUUUUACUCAUCGGUGGAUAGUAUGCAGGAUUUAUCCCAAGUGGAACAGGAGCUCCUAAAUGCCACGCGUUCGUACUUGGAGACCCAGCAAAACCAGCUCAACUUUUAUCGCAGAUAUGUGGAGCAGAUAAAACGGGAACAUGAGUGGGCCAUGGGACAAUUAAAACUGGAUGACUAUCUGGGUCAUCCUUUACACGCAUUUAGAUUGAUCAAGCGAUUGGUUCAGGAUUGGGAUGCGCUGGUCUUUGAAUCCAUACUGGAAAACAAACCCAGAGAAGAUUUCCGUGAAUUUGUGGAGGUUUUGGGCAGGGAUUUGGGCUAUCCCGAUCAAACGGAGCUUCAGGGAGCCAUCAAAGGCUUAGCCCGUCUACAGAAAGUCUAUAAUCUCACGACCUCCGAUUUGGCCGAUGGUGUUAUAAAUGGUAUCGGCUAUGACUCUGAGUUGCAUUGGCGUGAGUGUUAUGAAAUAGGCGUACAACUCUUUGAUCUCGGGGAUUACGAGAGAUCCCUCGAGUGGCUACAGGUGGCGUUCGUCCUUCUGCGAAAUAGUCCCCUAGAGGAGAAGGAUGAGAAUAAGUACUUGUCUGAUAUCAGGGAAUAUGCAGCCAUGGCCAACUUUGAGUUGGGUAAUCCCAAGAGAGGCGCAAGACUUUUGAAUCAGAUCCUCGAGCCGGAACCCAAACAUUCCGCGGAGCAAACUCGGAAAUAUCUGGAGAGCAGGGAGCCAGGAAAGAAUAUUCAAGAGAAGAAUCCCUCUUGGUUUUCUAAUUAUACAAGACUUUGCCAGGGAAGAAGAUUACCUGAGGAAUCGAGUGGAAAUCCCCUGAAAUGCUAUCUAGAUGGAAAGCGCCACGCCUACUUUAUCUUGGCUCCCCUGCAAGUGGAACCCGUUCACUUGGAUCCCGAGAUAAACAUCUAUCACGGAAUGCUGAGCUCCCAACAGAUCCUAUCCGUCUUUAUAGAGGCAGACAAGGAGGAGAUGGUUCGAUCCGCCGUCGCAGGAGAAGGUGGAAAGCGCACUGUGCGGGAUCUGCGGGUCAGUCAGCAAACUUGGCUGGAUUACAAGGCCCCGGUAAUGAAGUACAUAAGCCAUGUUAUCCAGUUCGUAUCCGGAUUCGAUAUAGCCGGGGCGGAAUUCAUGCAGGUGGCCAACUAUGGAGUUGGUGGCCAGUACGAACCGCAUCCGGAUUACUUUGAGGUCAAUCUGCCCACGCAAUUCAAGGGAGAUCGCAUCUCCACCAGCAUGUUUUAUCUCUCUGAUGUAGAACAAGGUGGUUAUACGGUAUUUACCAAGCUGAAUGUCUUCCUGCCUCCUGUGAAAGGAGCCUUGGUUAUGUGGCACAAUCUUCAUCGAUCUCUGGAUGUGGAUGUGCGCACUCUGCACGCCGGCUGCCCAGUUAUCGUGGGUUCCAAAAGGAUUGGAAACAUCUGGAUGCACUCGGGCUACCAGGAAUUCCGGCGACCCUGCAACCUUACCUCAGAUAGCUACAAAUCCGUUGCCUAUCGGGAUUGAGUGUAAUUCGUACUUUUAAUAAAUUAAUAUCUUA